AUAAUCCAACGGCAUUCAGGCGGUCCGCUUGAGCAGUUAUUCACACGACUUUCCAAACGCCUUUGCGCCUCACACAAGAAGAGUCUAACUCUGUUCAAAAGCUCAAGAUGUCUACUGAAGCUUCGUACGCCGACAUAGCGGCCAUGGGCCCCAAGCAGACUCCGGAGGAGGCCGCCGCCCCCCAGCCACCCCAAAUCGAGACUUCCACAUCCGCCUCGACGUCGUCCCUGGUCGAUGUGGACACACCGUCGGUCCGCACCGUGCCCUCCGACUUUGCCGAGCAGGAAGUGCAGACGGACACGCAGGCGGAGCGGCUUGAGCGUGAGGCCAAGGCGGCCAAGGAGGCGGCCGAGGAGAAGGCUCGGCGCGCCCGCGAAAAGGCCAGGGCCAAGGCCCACCGCGCCGACGACUGGCUCGUCUCGCGCAUCUCGGCCAUGAGCGACGGCGCCGCCUCGGCCCUCGCCGUCGGCAACCUCGCCGCCGUCAUGGGCCUGGGUGCAGUGCUCGGCUACAAGGCCUGGGGUCUGUGGGAGAGGAGGGCCCUCAACGCAAAGGUUGUCGGGUUGGGAGUUGGCUUGGUUGGACUCGUUGGGCUUGGGGAGAGCAUCUUUGCUAGGGCGUGGUACAAGGCCAAGGGCAAGAAGCAAUAAUACGGCCAGGUUCAAGACACAGACUGGAGAGCAAGGUCGAGGAACCGGGCGGACUGCGUCGCAUCUCGCGCUCACAAGCUCGUUGUUUGGUAGAGGCUCUAUAAUCCAGUCAAAUUAUCAGCUCUGUGGGUUCCAUCUGUCAGGGAUAGUGGUAAUAAGGGGGGGUUUCCGGCGCAGAUUUUGGAAGUUUCUUGUUUGGCUUCUUGUUACCCAGCUUUACUCUACUCUAUCAUAAGUUCAUAACUAGUCGCUUUUUCGCGCUUCCUUGCACAAAUGUGUAUGCCAUUUUUCGCAAGCGAGGUGCAUGAUAGUCGUUUGAUAUGUUGAGCCAAGUGUACAAAUAUAGCGCACGCCGAUCAGUGCCAGACCGAUCAUGACAAAUAUAGCGACUCAGCAUAAUAUACGCCUGACAGCUUGAGGUACUAAUAAUAUGCAUAGAGACGGGGAUCUGACAUGUCUCGCUGCAAAAGAGGCAUACUAGUCAUUCGCUUCUGCGCCGAAUACAAUAUCUUUC
Pyricularia oryzae 70-15 is the source of this 1164-nucleotide messenger RNA. RefSeq lists its product as uncharacterized. The record is from RefSeq and is a predicted model, not a curated record. Gene Ontology annotation, cellular component: mitochondrial outer membrane. Bases 108 to 650 code for a protein of 180 amino acids. Gene Ontology annotation, molecular function: nascent polypeptide-associated complex binding. The transcript has 4 exons. NCBI's taxonomy places the organism in Eukaryota, Fungi, Ascomycota, Sordariomycetes, Magnaporthales, Pyriculariaceae.